GGCGCUGUCUCCGUCGGCUCUGCUGGUGUCAGUUUGUCCGGCUUCCUCUCUGUCCCUCAUUCCCAGCGGCUGACGGCGACGGCGGCGGCGGGCGGGGCCUGGCGUUUCGAGGUCGAGCGGCGCCGGGGUGAGGGGCGCGGAGGAGGAGGAGCAGUAGCAGGAGGAGGAGCCGUGUGCCCUGGCACCGAGCGGCCGCGGCCAUGGCGUACGCCUAUCUCUUCAAGUACAUCAUCAUCGGCGACACAGGUGUUGGUAAAUCAUGCUUAUUGCUACAGUUUACAGACAAGAGGUUUCAGCCAGUGCAUGACCUAACUAUUGGUGUAGAGUUUGGUGCUCGAAUGAUAACUAUUGAUGGAAAACAGAUAAAACUUCAGAUAUGGGAUACGGCAGGGCAAGAGUCCUUUCGUUCCAUCACAAGGUCAUAUUACAGAGGUGCAGCAGGGGCUUUACUAGUGUAUGAUAUUACAAGGAGAGAUACAUUCAACCACUUGACAACCUGGUUAGAAGAUGCCCGCCAGCAUUCCAAUUCCAACAUGGUCAUUAUGCUUAUUGGAAAUAAAAGUGACUUAGAAUCGAGAAGAGAAGUAAAAAAAGAAGAAGGUGAAGCUUUUGCACGAGAACAUGGUCUUAUCUUUAUGGAGACUUCUGCUAAGACUGCUUCCAAUGUAGAAGAGGCGUUUAUUAAUACAGCAAAAGAGAUUUAUGAAAAAAUCCAAGAAGGAGUCUUUGACAUUAAUAACGAGGCAAAUGGCAUUAAAAUUGGCCCUCAGCAUGCUGCUACUAAUGCCACACACGCAGGCAAUCAGGGAGGACAGCAGGCCGGGGGAGGCUGCUGUUGAAUCCGUUUUUACUGUCUCGCUGCCCACAUGGGGCUACUCACUUACUCCUUCACCCUCUCCUCCUGCUCAGCUGAGACAUGAAACUAUUCGAAAUGGCUUUAUGUCACAGAAGACUUUAAUCCUUCGAAUUCUUGUAUAACUUUGAAUAAAUGGUUAAUGUUCACUUAAAAAGACAGAUUUUGGAGAUUGUAUUCAUAUCUAUUUGCAUUUGAUUUCUAGGUCAAUUGAUGUGAUUAUUUUUGUUAAAUGUUGUCUUGUGCCCUUCCCUACGAACUGAAUUGUAUUAAACACUACAAAGUCAUCUUGAGUAUUUUAAAUUGGUUUGUGUAGUUAGGUUUCCCAACACCUGUGGUUACCUAAUGUUUAAUACUAUAGAACUGUCCUCAGAAAGUUUGUCAAUUUUCAAGGCUAUAAGGAAAAACAGAAGGACUCUUUUAAUUCUAUAUUUAUCAUUACUUUCUGUAUAUAUAGUUUAAUAACCUGCUUGGGUGUAAUUUGCCAAGCUUGAAUUCUUUAAUGCAUUUGCAUAAAUUCUAUACCAUUUAGAGCUUAAAGCUACAGAAGCAUUGUUAGGAAUUGCUUGGACACUGAAUUUUAAACUUUUUGACAUUGUUAACGAGCAUGUUCAUCUUUUCUUGUCACUAGUUCAAGAAAAAUAUGCUUAAUGUACAUUACUAAAGACUAUGUAUGUGUUAACCUGUUUUACUGCCAAAAGUUUGCUAUUUGUCCACAAUUUCUUUAAGACCUGUUCAGAAAAGGAUUUGUUUGCCUUAACAAAUACUGUUGGGUAAAAACACAGUAUAAUGAGUGAAAUGGGUGCACGCAGGAACAGCCUACACCUGAGUGACUCCAAGAAGAAGGGAUGUCCACGCUACGCGUAGAUGGCACGUUAUGAGGACUUUAAUCUUUCCUUAAACACAAUAAUGUUUUCUUUUUCUUUUAUCCACAUGAUUUCUAAGUAUAUUUUUCAUGCAGGACAGUUUUUCAACCUUGAUGUACAGUGACUGUGUAAAAUUUUUCUUUCAGUGGCAACCUAUAAUCUUUAAAAUAUGGUAAGCAUCUUGUCUGUUUUGAAAGGGAUAUGACAAUAAACCUACCAGAUGGAAAAUCCUGUUAAAAAGUAGACAAGCUUUAGUAAUUUACUCAGUGUGGUGGUUUUAUCCUUUUUUUUCUUUCUCUCCCUUGGUCUAUAAUGAAAUUGUUAUAGCAGUGCAAAAAUAAAGUCCUAUGUAUAAAA
This is a messenger RNA of Equus quagga, 2076 nucleotides long. It is a transcript of the gene RAB2A, whose product is annotated as RAB2A, member RAS oncogene family. Gene Ontology annotation, molecular function: GTP binding; GTPase activity. Gene Ontology annotation, cellular component: Golgi apparatus. The transcript has 8 exons. Bases 201 to 839 code for a protein of 212 amino acids. The record is from RefSeq and is a predicted model, not a curated record. Lineage: Eukaryota; Metazoa; Chordata; Mammalia; Perissodactyla; Equidae.